Trypanosoma grayi is the source of this 429-nucleotide messenger RNA. RefSeq lists its product as hypothetical. Lineage: Eukaryota; Euglenozoa; Kinetoplastea; Trypanosomatida; Trypanosomatidae. The transcript has a single exon. Bases 1 to 429 code for a protein of 142 amino acids. The record is from RefSeq and is a predicted model, not a curated record.
AUGUUCAAAGGGGCACAACACCCCCCCCCAUCACAACUGCUCAUCAGCGGCCCACCAUCCAUUGAUGCCCUGGCUCUCCUCCGCCCCCUCUGGUCUGACGCGUUUUGCGUGCACCCGCUAUUGCAAAAAGGCACCUUCGCAUUCACCGUAAUCAGCUCGGACUCAACCGCCAAAGCGUUCGUUGCUGCUCACUGCAUUCCCUUUUCUUCGUCAUCAUCCAUCUGCGGCUCAUUCCCAGAAGAGGGAAUGAAAUCUCAUGGCAUGUACGAUUGGGCAUCACGACCACGGCUUGGAGUGGUGCAUCAAUGGCACAUCUGGCCCAUGGCCCAGCAGCCCCACAACACACAUGGCACCAUGUCUGCAUCGCUCAGCUCGAUCCUCAGCGUGGCGACAGGAGGGUUCUGUCCACACACACACACACACAGUUAG